GACCCUGCCGGCAUAUUCGAACUGGUGGAGGUGGUCGGAAACGGGACAUAUGGACAGGUCUACAAGGGCCGCCAUGUCAAGACAGGGCAGCUGGCAGCCAUCAAAGUCAUGGACGUCACCGAGGACGAGGAGGAGGAAAUCAAGCAGGAGAUCAACAUGCUGAAGAAAUACUCCCACCACCGCAACAUCGCCACCUACUACGGCGCCUUUAUCAAGAAGAGCCCGGCCGGGAACGACGACCAGCUGUGGCUGGUGAUGGAGUUCUGCGGGGCCGGCUCCGUCACGGACCUGGUCAAGAACACAAAGGGCAACGCGCUGAAGGAGGACUGCAUCGCCUACAUCUGCAGGGAGAUCCUGCGGGGCCUGGCUCACCUCCACGCCCACAAGGUGAUCCACCGGGACAUCAAAGGGCAGAACGUGCUGCUGACGGAGAACGCCGAGGUGAAGCUGGUGGAUUUUGGGGUGAGCGCCCAGCUGGACCGGACGGUGGGGCGCAGGAAUACCUUCAUCGGCACCCCCUACUGGAUGGCCCCCGAGGUGAUCGCCUGUGAUGAGAACCCCGACGCCACCUACGACUACAGGAGCGACAUCUGGUCCCUGGGCAUCACUGCUAUCGAGAUGGCUGAGGGAGCACCACCUCUGUGCGACAUGCACCCGAUGCGAGCGCUCUUCCUCAUCCCCCGCAACCCACCGCCCAAGCUCAAGUCCAAGAAAUGGUCCAAGAAAUUCAUCGACUUCAUAGACACCUGCCUGAUCAAAGCCUACAUGAGCCGUCCGCCCACAGAGCAGCUGCUGAAAUUCCCCUUCAUCCGUGACCAGCCCACAGAGCGCCAGGUCCGCAUCCAGCUCAAGGACCACAUCGACCGCUCCCGGAAGAAGAGAGGAGAGAAGGAUGAGACGGAGUACGAGUACAGCGGCAGCGAGGAGGAGGACGACAGCCACGGGGAGGAAGGGGAGCCCAGCUCCAUCAUGAACGUGCCGGGCGAGUCGACGCUGCGGCGGGAGUUCCUGCGCCUGCAGCAGGAGAACAAGAGCCACUCGGAGGCGGCGCUGAAGCACCAGCAGCAGCUGGCGGCCCAGCACCGCGACUCCGAGGCCCACAUCAAACAGCUGCUGCACGAGCGCCAGCGCCGCAUCGAGGAGCAGAAGGAGGAGCGCCGGCGCGUGGAGGAGCAGCAGCGGCGGGAGCGGGAGCAGCGGAAGCUGCAGGAGAAGGAGCAGCGGCGGCUGGAGGACGUGCAGGUGCUGCGGCGGGAGGAGGAGCGCAGGCAGGCUGAGCGCGAGCAGGAGUACAAGCGGAAGCAGCUGGAGGAGCAGAGGCAGUCGGAGCGGCUCCAGCGCCAGCUGCAGCAGGAACACGCCUACCUUAAGUCCCUGCAGCAGCAGCAGCAGCUCCAGAAGCAGCAGCCGGGGGCGCCGGCGAGCGAGAAGAAACCGCUCUACCACUACAGCCGCAGCGCCGCCCACAGCGCCGACAAGCCCGCCUGGGCCCGUGAGGUGGAGGAGCGGACGCGGCUGAAUAAGCAGAACUCCCCGGCGGCGCAGACCAAGCUGGGCAGCACCGUGUCCGACCCGGCCCUGCAGACGCGCUCGGAGUCCGUGGCCCUGGGCUCUGGCAGCGCGGCCGAGAGCCCCCCCAUGCAGCGCCCCGUCGAGCCACAGGAGGGGCAGCACAAGAGCCACCUGGCGCACCGCGUCCCGCUGAAGCCCUACGCUGCGCCGGUGCCGCGCUCCCAGUCCCUGCAGGACCAGCCCACCAAGAACGUGGCGGCUUUCCCGGUGCAGGACCCGGCGCCGCCCCGCGCCCCCAUGAUCCGCCAGAACUCAGACCCCACCUCGGAGACCCCCGCCCCGCCCGCCCGGCCCAGCCCCGCCGACCCGCGGGGGCCCUGGGGCCGCACCGAGCUCGAGGCCCCGCCCAAGGUGCCCCAGCGAACGUCGUCCAUCGCCACCACGCUCAACGCCAGCGGGGCCGGGGGCGGCGCCCGGCAGGGCCAUGCCGUCAGAGCCAGACCCCGUAGCAAGUCGGCCUGGCACAUCCACAUGCACUGCCGGCCGGAGAGGGUGCAGCCCGCGGCCCCCCCUCCCCAGCCGCCCAGGCGGGGGCAGCGCCGGGCCCCGGCCCCCAUACCAAGCACCAGUAGCAACCCGGACCUGCGGCGCAGCGACCCCGGCUGGGAGCGAGCCGACAGCCUGCUGCAGGCGGGCAGCGCCAACCUGCCCCAAGCCGGCUCCCUGGAGCGCAACCGCAUAGGGGCCGCGUCCAAGAGGGAGAGCUCCCCCAUCCUGCCCCCGGUGAGCAAGCCCAAGGCGGAGGAUCACCGCUCGCGCCCCGGCCGGCCCGCGAGCUAUAAACGCGCCAUCGGCGAGAACUUUGUGCUGCUGAAGGAGCGGCCUGAGGAGCCUCCCAAGCCCCCCAAGAAGGCCAUGGACUAUUCCUCCUCCAGCGAGGAGCCGGACAGCAGCGAGGAGGAGGACGAUGAGGCCGAGGGGGAGCCGCAGGACAGGGCAGGGGAGCCUGCCGGGGCCAGGCCAAGCGGGGACGGCGACACGGACAGCGUCAGCACCAUGGUGGUGCAUGAGGUGGAAGAGCCGUCGGGCAGCGGGUCGGAGAGCGGCUCCUACGGUGGGGAUGGCACCAUGCUGGUCCAGCGGACCCCCGAGGAGGAGCGCAGCCGGCUCCACGCCGACAGCAACGGCUACACCAACCUGCCGGACGUGGUGCAGCCCAGCCACUCGCCCACCGAGCCCAAGGGCCAGGGCUCCCCCGCCAAGGACAGCGUCGGAGACUACCAGUCGCGAGGGCUGGUUAAGGCCCCUGGCAAAAGCUCCUUCACCAUGUUCGUGGACCUGGGCAUCUACCAGACCACGGGCAGCGGGGACACCGUCCCCAUCACCGCGCUGGUGGGGGCCGACCCCAGGCAGCUGGAGCAGCUGCAGCUGGAGGUGCGCAAGGGCUCGGUGGUGAACGUGAACCCCACAAACACGCGGCCCCACAGCGACACCCCCGAGAUCCGCAAGUACAAGAAGCGUUUCAACUCGGAGAUCCUGUGCGCUGCCCUGUGGGGGGUGAACCUGCUGGUGGGGACGGAGAACGGGCUGAUGCUGCUGGAUCGCAGCGGGCAGGGCCGGGUCUACGGGCUGAUCAGCCGCCGCCGCUUCCAGCAGAUGGACGUGCUGGAGGGACUCAACCUGCUGACCACCAUCUCGGGGAAGAGAAACAAGCUGCGGGUCUAUUACCUGUCCUGGCUGCGCAACAAGAUCCUGCACAACGACCCCGAGGUGGAGAAGAAGCAGGGCUGGACCACCGUGGGCGACAUGGAGGGCUGCGUGCACUACCGCGUGGUAAAGUACGAGCGUAUCAAGUUCCUGGUGAUCGCCCUGAAGAACUCGGUUGAGGUCUACGCCUGGGCCCCCAAACCCUACCACAAGUUCAUGGCCUUCAAGUCCUUCGCAGACCUGCCGCACCGGCCGCUGCUAGUGGAGCUGACAGUGGAGGAGGGUCAGAGGUUAAAGGUCAUUUAUGGGUCGUGCGCCGGAUUCCACGCCAUUGACGUGGACUCAGGAAACAACUACGACAUCUACAUCCCCGUGCACAUCCAGACGCACGUCACGCCCCACGCCAUCAUCUUCCUGCCCCACACGGAGGGGAUGGAGAUGCUGCUCUGCUACGAGGACGAGGGCGUCUACGUCAACACCUACGGGCGCAUCAUCAAGGACGUGGUGCUGCAGUGGGGGGAGAUGCCCACUUCCGUGGCGUACAUCUGCUCCAACCAGAUCAUGGGCUGGGGUGAGAAGGCCAUCGAGAUCCGCUCCGUGGAGACGGGGCACCUGGACGGGGUUUUCAUGCACAAGCGGGCCCAGCGCCUCAAGUUCCUGUGCGAGCGCAACGACAAGGUUUUCUUCGCCUCCGUCCGCUCGGGGGGCAGCAGCCAGGUUUACUUCAUGACACUCAACAGAAACUGUAUCAUGAACUGGUAAGCCCCGCCCCCAGCGCUGGCCCCGCCCCCAGCGCUGGCCCCGCCUCUGGAGGGAAGGGGCGGGGCCGCCUCAGACACUGGAUCCCUAUGCCAGAGGCUCCGCCCCCACCGCCAGCGAGGAUCAGGACCGACCAAUCAGCAGAACCGAUGCCUUGACCACCUUCCCCCUCACCUGUGUCUGAUGCUGCUUGGAGGGGGGCCCUCUCCAUGGUGACAGUGUCCCCCCCCUUUGACUGACAACUGACUGACUGCCCCCCCGCUUCGCUCGCCGCUCCCCUGACUCCGUGUGGACCUGCUCUGUUCAUAGCCUGACCGAAAUCUCCAUGUCGGGCCGGGGGACCCCGGGUAAACAGCCACCCCACCCCAGAGGUGGGCGCAUCUCAGCGCCGGGCCAGGGGACCCCAGGUAACCAGCCACCCCGCCCCAGAGGUGGGCGCAUCUCAGCGCCGGGCCAGGGGACCCCGGGUAACCAGCCACCC
Messenger RNA from Gopherus flavomarginatus (Mexican gopher tortoise), 4459 nucleotides. It is a transcript of the gene MINK1, whose product is annotated as misshapen like kinase 1. Lineage: Eukaryota; Metazoa; Chordata; Testudines; Testudinidae. The record is from RefSeq and is a predicted model, not a curated record. The coding region runs from base 109 to 3981 and encodes 1290 amino acids. Gene Ontology annotation, molecular function: protein kinase activity; ATP binding. Gene Ontology annotation, biological process: protein phosphorylation. The transcript has 32 exons.